UGUUAAUAACCAGUUUUAGUGAACUCGAGAAACAUCGGUUAGCGUCGGAGCACAUAAUAACUAUACCUGUUAUAAAAGAGAGUGGGUAAUAUAUUGUUUAUAAGAAAACUGAUGCGCCAGUUGCGAAAAGAUGUUUCCUAUAUUCGUUCUGUUCGCUGUUGCGUCCUCCGCAUUCGCCGGAUACUCAGGUACCGAUAAUACUAAUGAUAACAAAGUCACAGGCGGUUAUGGAUAUGGUUACUCUGGAUCAUUUUCCGGGGAUGGUGCACCUCCGAAUUUCCCGCAAUUCCCACAGUUUGAUUUCCAAAACUUUCUACAGCAAUACGUUGGCUCCCUAAGAAAAUAUCACGAGCAACUCAUCGGGAACGACUUUUCUUACGCUUUCUCCACAGCUCAUAAUGGUAAAUCACAAGCAAAAUCUUCAAUCUCAUCGAAAAGUGCUGGACAAUUUCCUGGUGGUUACGCCGGUUAUGGAUUUCCAGGAGGAGUACCUGCAUAUGCAGGUUUUCAGGGGCAACAACAUUACUCUGGAAAUGGGGGUGAAGGAGCCGCUGCAUCAGCAGCAUUUGGACCUGGUGGUAUACAUCAAACAGCCGGUGUCUUUCCUGAAAAUCCGAACUCUCCCAAUAUAAACACCAGAUUCGCUGCAAGUCCCGAUGGAGCACCUGGAGGUUUCCACAGCGUUUCUACAAGCAGUUUCUCUAGUUCGUCUGAUGUAAAUGGAAAGCCAAGUAGUUUCCAUCAAGCGAGCACAACGGUUAAUGAUAACGGAAAAGUGACUACUUAUACAGUCAGAAAACCGUAAACGAAAUAUCACUUAAUUUAUCCCCAAUUAGAUUUAUUUUUUUAGAGUUAUGAUUAGAAUAAAAAGAAUAUUGUAGCUUUUUAGAUUGUUUCUGUAAUCAUCAGUAGUAAAAUUAGAAUAUUUUAAUUUUAAGUGGGAAAUUUGUUUAAGAAGUGAUUCGUUUUUGUAAGUUCCUGAGUGACUAGGCAUUUUUAAUAAAAAUUUUAUUACUCUA
Onthophagus taurus is the source of this 1019-nucleotide messenger RNA. RefSeq lists its product as uncharacterized. Lineage: Eukaryota; Metazoa; Arthropoda; Insecta; Coleoptera; Scarabaeidae. The record is from RefSeq and is a predicted model, not a curated record.